Messenger RNA from Microbotryum saponariae, 1953 nucleotides. Lineage: Eukaryota; Fungi; Basidiomycota; Microbotryomycetes; Microbotryales; Microbotryaceae. The record is from the annotation of a GenBank genome assembly.
AUGACAAUCUACACCUCGCCCUUCCCCGCCGUGGAAAAGUGGUCCGACCAGGGCCUGUUCGAUUUCAUCUUUGAGAACAACGACAAGAUCCAGCCCAACAAUGUUGCGCUCGUCGACGCGGGCACGGGUACAGAGGUCACCUACAAGCAGCUCAUUAGCGAUUCGCUCAAGCUCGGCCAUGGUCUCUCGCAGCGCUACAAGCCAGGUCAGACCAUGCUCAUCUUCUCGCCGAAUUCCAUCAUCUACCCGAGUCUGCUCUUUGGAGCGCAGGCAGCGGCCAUGGUCGCCACCACCGCCAACUCGUCCUACACCCCGAAUGAGCUCGCGCACCAGAUCAACAUCUCGGAUGCCGAUCUCUUGCUCGUCGGUUCCGACCUCGUCGACGUCGCUAAAAAAGCCGUUCAGGAGGCAGGACUGAAGGAGUCGCAGAUCUUUGUCCUCCCCGGCGUCGACGGCAAAACCAACCUCCAAGGCCUCGAAUCGUACGAGGUCCUCAUCGGCUCCGGCAAAGGGUUCAAGCAGCUCAAGGUCCCCGACAUCUACGCCCCCGCGUACCUCCCCUUCUCGUCCGGAACGACCGGUCGAGGAAAAGGUGUUGCAGUGUCGACUUUUAACAUCACCAGUGUCUCGUUGCAGUUGCGACAGGUCAAGGGCCUGUUUGAUGGUCCCGAAGUGUGAGCGAAUUUUUCGACUUUUAGACUGCGCAAAACGGCCAUAGCUGAUGUGCGCAUCUUUUCGAUGAUGGGAAAAAGUGUGAUGGGUGUUUUGCCUCUCUAUCAUAUUUACGGGCUCAUCGUUCUCUUGCAUCAAACGCUCCUCAACGGCGGAACGAUCGUCCUGCUCACCAAGUUCGAUCUGCCGCUCUUCCUCGAGUCCGUCCAGCGUUACAAGGCCACGGUCGCACUUCUAGUUCCUCCCAUCGCGCUCGCACUAGCCAAGCACCCUAUCGUCGACAACUUUGACCUAUCGUCGUUACGUUGGAUCAUGUCCGGUGCGGCGCCUCUUUCAGCAGAUUUGCAAACCGUGCUCGAACGUCGGUUGAAGAACAAGACCUUGAUCCUUCAAGGUUACGGCAUGUCCGAGACGACUUCGGUCGGCCUUUUGCCCGAUGUCAGCCAAGAAGUCAAAGCGGGCACGGUAGGUCGCUUACUUGCGUCGGUCGAAGCAAGGUUGAUCGACCCUCAAACGGGUAAGGAUGCCAAGGCCGGCGAGCCGGGAGAGCUCUGGUUGCGAGGCAAUAACAUCAUGAAGGGAUACGUGAGUUGUGCAUCACCUCCUCCUCUGCUGUUCCGUGCAGCAUAGUAAGGAGCUUAAUUCUCCUGAGACGAUUGGUCUGUGUAGCACAAGAACGAAAAGGCCACUGCCGAGACGAUCAACAAGGACCGAUGGCUGAUGACGGGUGACGUCUGCAUUCGGUCGGAAGAUGGUGUAUACACGAUCGUGGAUCGAACAAAGGAGUUGAUCAAGGUUAGUCCCAUCACACCGAGCCCAAGUCUGCGCAAUUGCCUUUGCUCAAAUCGGGUUUGCCGCCUCACUUUCUACAGUACAGGGGUUUUCAAGUCCCUCCCGCCGAAUUGGAAGGGCUCUUACUCGAAUGUCCCCUCGUGGCCGACGCGGCCGUGAUCGGCGUCUGGUCCGAAGCGGAUGCGACCGAAUUCCCUCGAGCUUACAUCGUUCCCGAUGCGGCCCAUAAGGACGACCAGGACCUGGCCAAGAAGGUACAACAAUUCGUCGCGGAUCGCGUCGCCCCGCACAAGAAACUUCGUGGCGGCGUCUUCUUGUUGGACGUAAUCCCCAAGGUCAGCUCCCUUUUCCUACGCCAUCGAAAUUCGUCCGGAGUAUCGGUACUAAUGUCCUCUUGUCUUCGAUCCUUAGUCGCCGAGUGGAAAAAUACUCCGAAAAGAUUUGCGUACCCUUGCGGCCAAGGAGAGUGAAGCGCAGAGCAAACUUUGA